UUUAUUUUAUUUUUAUUUUUAUUUUUUCGUGGUUUUCGAGCAGCCAAUGAGAUUGGCUAGUAAAAUGACCACAGAUGUUUCUCAAUAAACUUCAAAGACGAAGACAACACGAGCUGUACAGAUCUACCAUGGAACUGUCGGAGGUGAGGUGCUCAAGUGCUAAUGAGGAACUGUACACCAUCAACAAGACCCCGACCAUUAACAGCAACACCAGACCCAAGAGAUUGCUUUGGCAGACUGCGGUGAGACAUAUCACCGAACAAAGGUUUAUUAACGAACAAAGUAGCGCUAAGACCCUCUCUUCCGAUGAUUCCUACACGAACAAUGCCACCAGGCAGUUUGGAAAGGCGGCCGCUGGGGACAAGCACAACAACGGGGGCACCAAAGUCUUUCCGGAGAGGACCAGUAGUGACCUGGGCUUCCUUCACUUAGACUGUGCCCCCAGCAAUUCCGAUUUCUUUUUGAACUGGGGCUACACCUACAGGGGGGUCAUCUUUCCGACACUGAGGAACUCGUUCAAGUCCAGAGACCUAGAAAGGCUCUAUCAGCGCUAUUUUCUAGGUCAACGUCGCAAGUCGGAAGUGGUGAUGAACAUCUUGGAUGUGCUGACCAAACUCACCUUACUUAUCCUUCAUCUCACGUUGGCUUCUGCGCCCAUGGACCCGAUCAAAGGCAUCUUGUUGGGCUUUUUCACUGGAAUUGAGGUGGUGAUCUGUGCCUUAGUAGUUGUCAGGAAGGACACAACAUCUUACACAUAUCUGCAGUUCAGUGGAGUUGUGACGUGGUUGGCCAUGGCGACCCAGAUCCUGGCAGCUGGUCUAGGAUAUGGCCUUCUAGGGGACGGUAUUGGCUACGUUCUCUUUACUCUUUUUGCUACCUACAGCAUGCUUCCAUUAUCACUUACCUGGGCUAUCUUGGCUGGAUUGGUAACUUCCCUUCUACAAAUAGUGAUGCAGUUGGUAAUUCCCAGACUCGCAGUGGCUUCCAUAAAUCAGAUUGUGGCACAAGCUGUGUUGUUUAUGUGUAUGAACACGGCCGGAAUCUUCAUUAGCUACCUGUCAGAUCGGGCUCAGCGACAAGCCUUUCUCGAGACCAGAAGAUGCGUCGAAGCCAGGCUGAGACUUGAGACUGAGAACCAGAGACAGGAAAGGCUCGUCCUCUCUGUAUUACCUCGCUUUGUUGUACUUGAAAUGAUCAACGACAUGACCAAUGUAGAAGACGAACAUCUGCAGCACCAGUUUCACAAGAUUUACAUCCAUCGCUAUGAAAAUGUCAGCAUUCUUUUUGCAGAUGUCAAAGGAUUCACCAAUCUGUCCACUACCUUAUCAGCGCAAGAAUUGGUUCGAAUGUUGAAUGAACUCUUUGCGAGGUUUGAUCGCCUAGCUCAUGAACAUCACUGCCUUAGAAUUAAGAUCCUAGGUGACUGCUAUUAUUGUGUGUCUGGCCUUCCCGAACCUCGACAAGACCAUGCUCACUGCUGUGUGGAAAUGGGACUCAGCAUGAUCAAGACCAUUAGGUAUGUGAGAUCACGGACCAAACAUGACAUUGACAUGCGGAUUGGAAUACAUUCUGGCUCAGUGCUGUGUGGAGUGCUGGGGCUAAGGAAGUGGCAGUUUGACGUGUGGUCGUGGGAUGUGGAUAUCGCCAACAAACUGGAGUCAGGAGGAAUCCCAGGGAGAAUUCACAUAUCAAAAGCUUCUCUCGAUUGCCUUAAUGGAGAUUACAACGUGGAAGAAGGCCACGGCAAAGAAAGGAACGAGUUUUUACGGAAACAUAACAUUGAAACCUACUUGAUCAAACAACCCGAGGAGAACCUGUUAACCCUGCCGGAAGACAUCGUGAAGGAGUCGGUGAGCGCGACGGACCGGAGGAACAGCGGGGCCACGUUCACCGAGGGGUCCUGGAGCCCGGAACUCCCGUUUGAUAACAUUGUCGGCAAACAGAAUACUCUGGCUGCUCUAACAAGAAAUUCAAUAAAUCUGCUUCCAAACCAUCUUGCACAAGCUUUGCAUGUCCAAUCUGGGCCUGAGGAGAUUAACAAGCGAAUAGAGCACACCAUCGACUUGCGGAGUGGAGAUAAGUUGAGAAGAGAGCAUAUCAAGCCUUUCUCACUGAUGUUUAAAGAUUCCAGCCUGGAGCACAAGUAUUCGCAAAUGAGGGAUGAAGUGUUCAAGUCCAACCUGGUCUGUGCAUUCAUGGUUCUAAUCUUUAUCACCGCAAUCCAAAGCUUGCUUCCGUCUUCAAGGAUGAUGCCGAUGGUGAUUCAGUUUUCGAUUCUGAUCAUGUUGCACUCGGCGCUGGUCCUGAUAACGACCGCGGAGGAUUAUAAAUGUCUUCCCCUGGUGCUCCGGAAAACCUGCUGCUGGAUUAAUGAGACGUACUUGGCGAGGAAUGUCAUCAUCUUCGCAUCCAUUUUGAUUAAUUUCCUCGGAGCCGUAAUCAAUAUCCUGUGGUGUGAUUUCGACAAAUCAAUUACCUCAAAAAACCAGACAUUCAACUCCUCAGCCUCCGUUACCGACAUCUGCUUUUAUCCCGAGUACUUCGUCUUCACCGGAGUUCUUGCAAUGGUCACCUGCGCGGUCUUUCUACGUCUCAACUCCGUCCUGAAGCUGGCAGUGCUGCUUAUUAUGAUAGCAAUAUAUUCCCUACUGACAGAAACAAUUUAUACGUCGCUCUUCUUGAGAUAUGACAACUCUCAUCACAACGGGAACACCGACUUCCUGGGGACGAAAGAGGCCUCUCUGCUGCUAAUGGCCAUGUUCCUCUUGGCGGUGUUUUAUCACGGACAGCAGCUGGAAUACACAGCAAGACUGGAUUUCCUGUGGCGGGUUCAGGCCAAAGAAGAAAUCAACGAAAUGACGGAACUGAGGGAGCACAACGAAAACAUGCUCAGAAACAUCCUCCCGAGUCACGUGGCUCGCCAUUUCCUAGAGAAGGACAGAGAUAACGAGGAUCUGUACUCUCAGUCCUACGAUGCUGUGGGCGUGAUGUUCGCAUCUAUCCCCGGAUUCGCUGAUUUCUACUCCCAAACCGAAAUGAAUAACCAAGGCGUGGAAUGCCUGCGCUUACUUAAUGAGAUCAUCGCUGAUUUUGAUGAGCUGUUAGAUGAAGAGAGAUUCCAGGAUAUAGAGAAGAUCAAAACCAUUGGAAGCACAUACAUGGCUGUGUCUGGAUUAUCCCCAGAGAAACAGCAGUGUGAAGACAAAUGGGGUCAUUUGUGUGCUGUGGCUGAUUUCUCCAUCGCGCUGAAUGAAAGCAUCCAAGAGAUCAACAAGCAUUCAUUCAACAACUUCGAGCUACGCAUUGGGAUAAGUCACGGAUCGGUUGUUGCUGGCGUUAUCGGAGCAAAAAAGCCCCAGUACGACAUCUGGGGGAAAACCGUCAACCUGGCCAGCAGGAUGGACAGCACGGGCGUAAGCGGCAGAAUACAAGUGCCUGAGGAAACGUAUCACGUCUUGAAGGACCGCGGCUUUGCAUUCGAGUACCGCGGAGAGAUCUACGUCAAAGGCAUAAGCGAGCAAGAAGGAAAAAUCAAAACGUAUUUUCUUCUAGGAAGAGUUCAGCCAAAUCCGUUAAUAUCACAGCCAAAAAUAAUCACCGGACAAUACUCUCUAGCUGCUGUCGUACUAGGACUUGUCCAGUCUCUUAACCGGCAGAAACAGAAACAGAUCCUUAAUGAGAAUAACAAUUCCGCCAUCAUGAAGGGACAUUAUAACCGGCGGACACUAUUGGCCUCCAGCGGUUCGGAGGCAGUCACGCAAACAGAUGGAGCUGAUAAACCCGAAUUGCCAUAAAACACAAUCUUUUUUUUUUUUCCUUUGAGUUCAUUUUUUGUAUUUCUUUUAUAUAUAAAUACACAAAUAAAGACUUAUAAUUUUUUUAC
This is a messenger RNA of Nanorana parkeri, 3883 nucleotides long. It is a transcript of the gene ADCY8, whose product is annotated as adenylate cyclase 8. Bases 75 to 3794 code for a protein of 1239 amino acids. The transcript is spliced from 19 exons. Gene Ontology annotation, biological process: adenylate cyclase-activating G protein-coupled receptor signaling pathway; cAMP biosynthetic process; intracellular signal transduction. NCBI's taxonomy places the organism in Eukaryota, Metazoa, Chordata, Amphibia, Anura, Dicroglossidae. Gene Ontology annotation, cellular component: plasma membrane. Gene Ontology annotation, molecular function: adenylate cyclase activity. The record is from RefSeq and is a predicted model, not a curated record.